Molecule: messenger RNA, 6568 nt
Organism: Aphis gossypii (cotton aphid)
Lineage: Eukaryota; Metazoa; Arthropoda; Insecta; Hemiptera; Aphididae
Gene: Mnn1
Product: menin
Exons: 6
Coding region: 711-2528 (605 amino acids)
Biological process (GO): negative regulation of cell population proliferation; regulation of transcription by RNA polymerase II; negative regulation of cell cycle
Cellular component (GO): nucleus; histone methyltransferase complex; chromatin
Molecular function (GO): chromatin binding; transcription cis-regulatory region binding; Y-form DNA binding
Source: RefSeq, a predicted model, not a curated record
AUAUUAUCGUCGUCCAAAAAACAAAGAACACGACUCGUUACCAUACAGUCUUCAGACUUCAGAACCUGUGUGUCUAGUGUGUACACUGUACACACUGACACUACACGACUGCACAUUGCUUUUUCAUAUUAUGCCGCUCCGCUCACUACUGGCAAGUGGCAAGGUAAUUACGAUUACCUUGACUACAACAACUACUGACUAUGGAAUAAUUAUUAAUCACAAUUUAAAUACGUCAUCGGGUACGUCACGAGUACUAUCAUCUAUUCUGUGGUAAUAUCACGGCUUUAGAUCUAAAGCCGUGGGUAAUAUCUAUACUGUGGUAAUAUCAACAAAAAUAACGAAUUCGUAUAUGACGGACGUGCACCGGCGACGCCGGCAGCAAAGUAACCGAUUCGCAACGCCGAUCCGCUCGAAAACGUUGGUCCGGCGGCAGCUCUGCAUCAGAUUCGCAUGAUCUGAACUCCGAGAUUACAACGCGGUAAAGUAAACAAACAAAAAAAAAAAACAACAAAACACAAAACGACGCGACACGACCGUCCGUAACAAUACAAAACGCCGCAACACUUUUUAACGGUCAUACUGGGGACGCGCUGCAGUCGACCUCGGGUGAAUGUUUUUCGUAUUCACGACGCGGUCGCCGGUCUACAUCAAUAGCAUUGGUGGUUGCAGUGCUGUGGGUGCACCUUUUAGGGUAAGUACAGGCGGUUAUUAUGUCCCUGAAGGUAUUCAAAGAGCACGCCGAGUUGUUUCCAAUUCGCGAUGUACCCGCCGUGGUGGCCGUGUUCCGCAGAGAGCUAGAAAAAAAAGAACCCGACCUGUUGCUGCUGUCGCUAGUGGCUGGCGCCAUCGAGAAUACGAUGACUUCUGUCCGACCAACCACCGAAGUGUCAGUUGCCGUGACGGCUGAAACCAACUUUGACUUUGAUCAGGCACCACUGAGGCUGCCCGACGUUGAAUUACACAUUGUAGAAGCACUGUACACAAAAUUCUACUCGGUCAUCAAGAGCAGCAUUGACCCAUUGCAUUUUGAUGAACGAGACGGACAUGCCAGCCGAGAACUUGUGAAAAGAGUGUCUGACGUCAUAUGGAACACGCUGACUAGAAGUUACUACAAGGACAGAGCACACUUGCAAAGCAUGUAUAGCUAUUUAACAGGUUCAAAAUUGGACUGUUUUGGUGUUGCGUUUGCUGUAGUAGCUGCUUGUCAAAUACUCGGUUACAAUGAUGUUCAUUUGGCUUUGUCUGAAGACCAUGCAUGGGUUGUAUUUGGUCCAGAUGGUAGUGAAAAUGCAGAGGUUACGUGGCAUGGAAAAGGAAAUGAAGAUAAACGUGGACAAAAAAUUAAAGAUUCAGGACCAGGUCAUAGAUCGUGGCUUUAUGUUAAUGGCCACCCUGUAGUUUGUAAUAGGCAUAUGGAAGUAUCAGCAUUAGUAAGUUCCAUCAACCCAAGUAUUAAUCAAUCUAAUGAUGCAUUGGAAGUUGCUACUCUUCAAAAACAUCUUUUGUGGCUUCUCUAUGAUGAAGGACAUUUAUCAAAAUUUCCACUUGCUUUAGGUAAUUUAGGCGAUUUGGAAGAAUUAAAUGCAACACCUGGAAGACCUCAUUGUACUAUCUUAUUUGAAGAAGCUAUUUCAGCUGCUCGUAUAUACUAUAAUGAUAUGUUUGUCUAUCCAUAUACUUACCAAGGUGGAUAUUUCUACAGACACAAUAUGAUUAAAGACGCUUUUGCAAGUUGGGCCAACGCUAGUCAAGUUAUAAGCAAAUAUAAUUUUAGUAAAGAUGAUGAAGAGUUAUAUAAAGAAAUGAUGGAUAUUGCUUAUGAAUUAAUACCAUACUCAUUGAAAGAAAUGACAUGUGGCAAAAGUCGAUCAAUAUUAAAUAAUCCACAAUGUUAUGCAUAUGUGUUACUAAUUUAUGAUGGCCUUUGUCUUUGGGAAGAAGACGGUACAACCCCAGUAUUACAUAUUAAAUGGGCAAAACAUUUUAUAAAUUCUAUUUCUAAGUUUGAUGAUAGUGUGAGAACAAGACUUAUCAUAUUAGAACCAAAAGAUUCUGAAAAUGAUACUGAUCUAAUACAAGAUUAUCAUGAUAAUAACAUGAAUAAUAAUAAUCGUCCACUACCUAAAGAAAUUUUAAAUACUAUACCUGGUACAGAAGAAGAAACUAAGUCAGAACUCCACCCUGGCAUUGAAGCACUAACUGCGGCUUGUAGUGAACGAAUAUUAAAUAGAGAAUUCUUAUUACAAGGUGGUGGAGAACCUUUUGUAGGUAGUUCUGAUUCAUUACCUAUUCCUACUACUACACCUCAAACACCUAUUUUAGAAACAACAAUAAAAGAUGAUGAACCUGAAACUAAAAUUGUGUUGAAAAGUAAAAAGAUGAGAAGUAUGAAAGAUUUACUAAUUGCAAAAAAAUUGAAUACACAAGCAAUUAGUUUACAAAUGAGUGCUCAGUCUCAAGGUGGAAAACGUCAUGCACCUAGAGAUACUGCAGAGCCUAUAUCCAGGCGGAGUAGAAGAAAUAACUAAUAAAAUGUAUACUAAAAAUGCAUAAAACGUAAGUGCAAUUUUUUCUUUCAAAUAAUAAUUUAUUUUACAUUGAAAGACUAUUAUUAUGUUACUUAUAUUUUAGGAGUUUAAAUUCUUUGCAAUGACUCAUAGUUUAGCUCAGUAUUUUAUUAGGAAUCUCUUAUUUAAGAUACUUAAUCUAUAUAUAUAUAUAAAUAUAUAUUUAAAAAAUUAUAGGUAUUAAUAAUAUUAAAAAUUGUAAUGAUAAAUAAUAAUAAUAAUGUUAAUAAUUUAACAGGAAAAUUAGUUGUUAAUGAUAAAAUGUUGAAUUUGACAAAGUGAUUAAUUAGUGUUACCAUAAACAAUAUUUAAAUAUAAAAAUACUAAACUUUAAAUUAGUAAUAUCCUAAAUUUUUGUGAUUUAAAAUUUAAUUUUGUAUUUUGCAUUACAAAAUUAUAAGUUUAAGGUAUAGACAGUGUCACUGUAUACCCACUGUAUGAAAAUUAUACAGUAGUUCAACCUAAGAAUAAUGAUAUUAUUUUGGAAUGAUUUAAUUGGAAAAAUGUUGGAAUAGAUGCAAAAAUAUUUUGUGAAAUUGAGAUCAAUUGUAAUUUAGAAUAAACAGAAAAAAAGAGGUGUACUAAAAAAUUUUCUCUUUUAGUUAAUAGUUAGCAAUUUAAACUUCAAAUUGUUUUUGUUGUGUAAACUUCAAUAAUUUUCAAAGUUUUUAUAGUUAAUGUAUUUAAUAUAGCUUUGAUAAAAGAAUUGGACAAAAAAUAUUAUUUACUGAUAUAAUAAAAAUCAUUAAGAUAGGUUGUGUACAUCAAAUAUAUUUUGUUUAAAAUUCUAUCAAAUACCCUCUUAUAAAUAUUUCUGGUUAUGCUACUUAUACUAAUUUAACAUUUUCACAUUUUAUUAUAUUGUUAACUUUUAGGUACUAUUAUUUUACAAUAUGAGUUAUGAUUAAGUCGCCAUUUUAAAAUUAUAAUGACAUCUAAAAUAUUAUAGUAUCAUGACAUUUUGAUUAAUUUAUAAUUUCAAAAAUGGGCAUAAAGUGUAAUAAUUUUUAAUAUUUAAAAAUAAACUUAUAAAUAAUACAUUUUAUUUUAUUACACAAGAUAAAUGUAGUUAAAGUACAAUACUUAUCCCACAGUUUAGUAGGUAUAGUAAAAGAAAAAUCUUAAUUAAUUAUAUAUUUAAAGAUUGAAGUGACUUGAUUUCUAAUUACCGUACAUUUUCAAAUGAAUAAAUUCAUUAUUAUUUAUCUGAUUAAAAAAGUUUGAAAACCUAUAUUAUUGUAUUAAAUUAUAAAAUGCUUAUGAAAUUAUUGUUGUUUGUAUUUACUUGCCAAUAAGUUACGAUUUGUAGAGUAUUUGUAUAAUUAUUUAUAAAUAUAGUCAUAGGCAUAACUAAGAAACUACUUCAGCUGCUCUAAAUUCUACCUAAGCUAUGACAAAAUAUUGUAUAAAUAAAUACAUUUUUAGUAUUCCAAAAUAAAUAACCGCAAAGACUUAUUUGUUUAUUAAUCAAAUAGUUACAGCUGUAAAAUAUUUAAUUAAUGUGCAUAAUUACAAAAAGUAAUUUUAAUCAUUCCAAAUCCCAAAUUAAUAUUACAGGGUUUGCAUAAUGUUUUGAAUUUACUAAAUUGAAAAUGUGACAUAACUAUUAUAGUUAUGCUUAUGACUUAUAAGCAAUCUUAAUGUGAUCCUUAAUUAAUGGAUGGAUUAUAUGUUUGUAAGGAUUUAGUAACCUGUGAUAAUGAAAUAACCAUUUUAUAAUUUUUAUUUACAAAUAUUUUUACAUUGUCCUAACAUAUUAUUCUUUUGUCCAAAUGUAAUUGUAAUAUCGUAUACAAUAUCUCCUCAUCUUGACAUUUUUUUUGUAUCUUUAAAACCUUUUUUGUUGAAUAAUUCUUAUCUUUCUAUUUAUUGUUUAUUACUUAUUUCUUACUGUUAUAUUUAUACUUAAGAGAUAGUCUUGAUCGUAAAUGUUUUUGUUUCCAUUGUUUAAAAUUUUUAAAAAUAAUUUAUAGUUAAUAAGAACUAGUCAAACUAUCAUAUUACAGUGAAAUAAUUAGCCUGUAAUUUCUUUAAUCCCAAAUUAGUAGUCAGUCAGGGAAGUUAAUCACUCUCAUUUUGUGAGGAAGUGAAGAGGGGCGAUUUAAGAUUUAAAAAUUUGUUUAGUUGUGCUAUAAAUCAAAUUUUAAUUUAAUAUCUAAUAAUUUAAGAAUAAUGAUUUAUAAGUAUGAUAAAUAGCCAAUAAUAUUUUAUUUUAUUGCAAAGCAUUAGGCAUACUUACUCCCAUAUUUUACUUCAAUAAAAAUAUUUAUUUAAAUUAUGAUUUUUGGAAUUUUUAAAUAUAAUUAUACCCAAUUAUUUAAUUUUUUUAUUUCAUUUAAGAAGUUAUAUAAAUAUAUAUAUAUUUUUUUAAUAUAUUGACAUUCUAAGUCAAAAUUGGAAUAACUAGUUUUUUCUCUUCUUGGGUUAUUAAAAUAUAUGUACGAAAGAUAAUUAAUAGUUCUUAAAAAUGGUUUACAAAAAUAUAAAAAAGUUAAAUUACACAAAAAUUAUUUUUUCAAAUUUUUAUUUAAACAAAUAAGUAGUUAUUUAUCCAUGAACAUUCCUUAAAAAAUUAAAAUUAAUUGUUUAUUAAAGGGGGAAAACGAGUGAGACUGAAUCUUCCCUAUAUAUAAACAUUCAACAUAUGUUUUAUAUUACUAAUAUUCAUAUGAUACAACACUCAAUGAACAGAAAAUCAAUCCAAUAUAAUAUCUCUAAACCCUGCAGCAUAAAAAAAUUAGUUUAAUUCUUCUUCAAUCAGUCAUCAGUAUUUUACUUAUAUUUUAUAAGAAUUAUGGAUAAAGCAUGGUUAUUGUAUUUUAAAAAUCGCUCCCCUUCUUUAACCCACUCUUGCAAUCUAGAUAUUCUAUAAUUUUGUUUUUAUUUUAUUAUGCCAACAAUUCAAACAAUUUUAUUUCUUUUAUUUACCCUUGAAGAUUAUUGAAAUCAUUUUGAAUUAUUUAAUGACAAUGUUACACUCAAUAAUUUUUUUGUUGUCUAUUGUUAGGCAUAUUAUUGUUAUGUUAUAACUUAUUUGUUAACAUUAAUAAUUAAUCUUAAAUACAUAUAUCAUAUGUAUAUAUGUAUAUAUUUUUGUAUGAUGAAAUUUUGAACCUAGUCCUUGCAAUUAAUAUUUAUCUUAACGUCUCAAAAUAUUUGUGAAAAAUGUAUAAUUACAUUACCUUAAAAAAAUUGUUAUAUAUUUUUAAAUGUUUUAUUUCAUGACAAUAGCUAUAGGUUAUUAAAAUCUAGUGAUUUUCUAUAUUCCAUGUAAUUCAACUACAAUUUUUACCAUUAAAAUAAUAAUAAUUGUAUUUAAUAUUUUAUAAUUAUUGAGCUGUACUUAUAUAUAAAUGUGAAAUAAUUAAUAUUAAAAACAGAUUUUUAAAGUAAUUAGUAUUUAAACUAAGCUUUAAUUUUAAUUAUUUUAUAUUGGUAAAUAGGAACGCAUAUCUUUAUCAUUGAUAUUUUUUUAGAUUUCAUUAUUUAAUGAAAAUUAUUUAUAAUAAUUUACUAUAAGUAUUAUCUUAAAUAGUGAGUUGAUUAUAAUGUUUAUUUAUUAACUUGAUGCUUAACUAUAAAACCGUAUAUACUAACCAUUAGGUUAGUUACCAUAACCAUUUGAAAAUGUUUUAUUUUUAAAAUUAAUUUUCUUCUUAUAAUAAUGCAACAACCAAAAAUAGUACAGACGUGAGAUUCCUUAUAAAUCAUUUUUAAAUAAUAUUAACCUACUUUAAAAUUUUUUCAAACCUUUAAAAUACUUGUGCUGACAUACUCAUAAAAAGUACAUAAUACUUUAUCCUAUUAAGUCUUGGUUAUAAAGCUACUGUGUUACAGAAAUUGCUGUUACUAUAUAUUUUUUUUUAACGUUUAAUUUUUACAGCAAUAUUGCAAUAAAUGUUAAAGUGUAUUUAUUUUAAUUUUAGAACCUUAUCUUUAACAACUUAAGUAUUUUAACAAAAAUAAUAGAUACAAUUCUUUUAUAUAAAAAAAAAAAUUAU